Messenger RNA from Nasonia vitripennis (jewel wasp), 3507 nucleotides. It is a transcript of the gene Smg5, whose product is annotated as protein SMG5. Lineage: Eukaryota; Metazoa; Arthropoda; Insecta; Hymenoptera; Pteromalidae. Gene Ontology annotation, cellular component: telomerase holoenzyme complex. Bases 214 to 3216 code for a protein of 1000 amino acids. Gene Ontology annotation, molecular function: telomerase RNA binding; telomeric repeat DNA binding; protein binding. The transcript has 8 exons. The record is from RefSeq and is a predicted model, not a curated record. Gene Ontology annotation, biological process: nuclear-transcribed mRNA catabolic process, nonsense-mediated decay.
AUACUUUAAUACUAUAGAUUUCGAAGCGUACGGAGGUAUAAGUAUUUUCUUCCAAAGCAAGUCGUUUCGUAAAAAGAACGCCGAAUGCAGCAUUUGUUACAUUUUUGCGAUUCAUCGCUGUUGAAACAAGGUGUGACGACGAAAAGAGAUUGUUGGAAAACAAAUGAUUGAUAAUAAAAGCGGCUGCUGGUAGAGAACCAUGAAACAAACAAAAUGAAAAAGAAUUACAAUAUCGGUUCCGAUGUUAGGUCGAGUGACAGUCUCGAAAUCACAAGACGAUUAUACAAGAAUAUUACUGAAAUUGCCAAGAAAUUAGAAGAGCACAAAAAUCGAGCUCUAACUACAAUUGACAUUUUCACACCAACUGGAGAAGCAUUACGAUCUAAGCUAAAAGAUUAUUGCGAAAGAUUAAUUAUAAACGAUCCUGUGAAUCAUGUGCAAAAAACAGAAGAGUUGCUUUGGAGAAGAUGCUGUUAUGACAUUGUCUCUGCUGCAAAGAAAUUACGAAAGGGUAAUGCCUGGAAUGAGACAGAAGAAGCAUUCCUAUCAGUCCAUCUGUCAGUUGGUGCAGGAUUUUAUCAUCACCUGAUUUUGCGUUUGUUGCUGGAAUAUGAUUUGAAACUUCCGGGUGUAAUUGACUUUGCAUAUACUCAAAAUCAGAAGGAAAUAAUUCAUAUGGAAAAAGGAAUAAACAAAUCAAAAGUACCCACAUUAGAAGUGAAAAAAUGCGUCACUCGUUUCAUUCAUAGAAGCUUAAUAUGUCUUGGAGAUUUAGCUCGUUACCAAUUGGAUCUAGAGCCCCAUUGGGAUCCACAGGUUGCAAUAAGAUAUUAUAAAAUGGCAGUAGCUGUUGAUGACAAGUAUGGAAUGCCACACAAUCAAUUGGGUACUGUUGCUGGUAAUAAAAAUUAUGGACUUGAUGCUGUUUAUCAUUAUUUGAGAAGUAUUUUGUGUCUGGAGCCAUUUGAAGGAGCAGAAGGAAAUUUGAAAAGAACUGUUAUUGUUCAUUCUUAUACUGGUAAAGAGAAAUGUUUGACACAAUCUUGUGUAGCAAGGUUACUUUUGUUGUUACAAUUGUGGGACAGCAGUUCUAUGAAUAUUGAUAAAAUUAAUCAAGAGUCACAGACACUGUUAAAUGACAUUGAGAACUGUUUGAAUGUGGAAAAAACUGAGAAUGUUGACCAAAAAUCUGCCGAGAAUGAGGACAGUAUAGAAAAAUAUUUAUUACAUCACAAAACUGAAGAAACUGUUUAUUUAACAGAUGAGAUGAUAUUUAAGAUCAUAGUAAUUUGCCUGAUGAAAAUAAUGAAAGUACAAAUGAAGGAACCUAAUGACGGUCACGGCAUUACUGCGUUUGUUUUAGCUGUAUUUUCUCAAGUGCUGCAGUUUGUUGUGAUGAGAUUGCAAGAAUCGCUUCUUGACUUGUCUAUAACAAACAAAGAUUACAAUUCUAAUAAAGCGGCUUGUACCAAAGAAAUAGCUGAAAAUAAAAAUGGCAUUGAAAGUACAGAAAAAACUGAUAACGAAAAGGACUUCAAUGAUAAGUCUCUGCAAGAUAGUUUGAAUAAUUUAAAAUCUUUUACAGACGACACUAAAACUGAAAUAAAUGGAAAUCAUGUCAAACGACAAACGAAAAAACGGCGAGACAAAUCAAAGAGUCUUCUGACAAAACUCCGAAGACCACGAAAUCGUAAAAAUAGUUCUGAUUCGGAUGUAAGUGAUGGAGAAGGAGUAGCUAUAGGAUCAUCUAGUGAAGAUGUGAAUUCCGAUAUUACAGAAACUGAAGAAGAUGUAAUAAGCGAUGAAAAUGUUUUAUCCGAUGAUGCUCUGUCAGACGAUUUAACAGAUGACGAAAAAGAGGAUAAUGAAGUGGACGUCUCAUUGGAAAAAAUGAAUGGAAAUAUUGCUGUUGAAGAUAAGUUUAUACAAGAAAAUGAAAACGAAACUAAGGAUAAAACUAACAUCAACGAUAUUAUUGUGAAUGAAAAAGAAAAUACCAUGGAUGAAACUGCUGAUAUGACCAAAAAUCCAGACAGUACCUAUGAUGAAAACAACGCUUCAGCAAACACGCUAACUUACGUAGCACAAAUGGAAAAGCAAAACUUGGAUCCAAUUAAAGUCUUGAAAGUUUUGAAAGAUGAAAAAAUACUUACUUCUAUCAAAGUUUGUUGUGAUUGGCUACAGGGACAGAGAGAUAUUAUAAGAACCUGUGCCAAAGGAUCAAAAUCAUUACUUAAACGUUUAAUUACUUUGUUAAAUUUGAUCAAUCUUGAUAGCGAAAGUGUUUUAAAAAAGUGGGACAAGGAUUUGGAUAUUUUACCAUGUACUGAGAAAGCAAAAGAAGCUGUUAAAAUCGUUCCUCUACCGGAAGAUAUAGACUUGAAAGGUUUGAAAAUUGUCGACGCCGCCCAUAAAAAUAUCAAUUGGGAUAUUUUAAAUAGGAAGAAGAUGACCAACUGUGAAGAAACUCUACUCAGAGCCUUAAAAAUUGUUGAGUUUGGUCAUUAUUUGUGUUCAAUGUCAGAAUCUGGAGUUACUUAUGACAAAAGUAAGGGCUUAUUUAUCAUAGCAAAUGAAGAGACUAAUGAAACUAAAGAAAACCAAGUUGAUAACAAGACUUUAGAGAUAGACCAAUCCAAAGGAAAACUCAUGAGACACAUGGGAAGAUUGUGGCUUAAAGCGGAAGUUCGAGCUUUAGAAAGUCGAUUGCAUUACAGAUUAAUGUCACCGUAUUUAGUUCCUGAUCAUGAAGCUUUUUCAAAAUUCAUGCCAGUCAUAAAACAAUUAGUCUAUGCCAAAAAGUUUAUCGUAGUCGUUCCGUCAGUUGUGAUUUGUGCUUUGGACGAGAUGAAAAAAGUUAGUAGUCAUGCCAGAGAAGCGACCAGAUGGAUUGAAGGCCAAUUACAACGUGGAUCGCGUUUUCUAAGAGCACAAAGACCUCACGAAAAGUUGCCAUUACCUCUAAUAAAAGGGCCAAAACCUAAAGACAAAGAAGCGUGGCUUUAUUUCCAAAUAAUAGAAUGUUGCCAUUUUCUUACACAACAAAGCAAGGCUGGUGAUUCUGAAAUUCCAGUUGUAACGUUACUAACUGGUAUAGAUGAUAAAAAACUGUUUACAUUUAGCCCUGAUGGAAUAGCCAAAAGUGCUGGUGUGAAUUUCGAACACAUUGGUGCAUUUCACGCUAAAUGGAAACUAUCCAUAAAAAGUCAUGGUUGAAGGAAAAGAGCUCAGAAGUUGGAAUUUCCUCAAGUCAUAUAAGAGAUAAUAAUCAAGUCGCUAACUGAGCAGUACCAGAACGGUACUUCCAGAUCCGGUGGACAAAAGGGUUUGGAAACCCUGAAAGAAACUCGCUUACAGUAAUAACAAAUGUCUACGCUUCGGCAUCCCUGCGUCGAAAAAAAAACCAAUAACUGACUGUGAAGCGAAUUUUUUAAAAUCUCUAUCUAUUUUGUUUUAUUAAAAUUAUUAUUAUUCAAUAAAGUUGUUUUAUAUGAGAAUGCGCAUGUA